UUGCGAGUCCAUCCUCCCACAGUCCUACUCCAGCCAUGGAGUAUUCCAGAAUAAUUUUCGCGUUGCAGUUCGUAUUUGUAUUUCUGGUCUGUUUAUUUCAACGUGCGUCCAAUAGUGUAACUUCCAAAAGUGACUACUUUCAGAAAAUCAUUUUAGAUAGAAAUCAACCCAAAACGCAAGACGCGGAAUCAAUUAAAGCCGCCGAAGAAGAAAUUAAGUUUGAUCCAAAUUUUCUGGAUCUCUAUCACAGCGGCGUCCAGGCAUAUUUGGAAAAUGACUGGGAGGCUUGCAUAAACCACAUCCAGCGUUCACUUAGUCUGUACAGAAACUACUACGAGGCAGUGGCUAAUUGUCGGGUGCAGUGUGAAUUUGAACGAGAAAGAUUUAAAAAUACCCACAAGGAAGACUAUGACCACAUCCAUUUCUUCGAGAAGUUGAUCGUGAAGACAGUGUGCCUGGAAAAAUGUCGACAGAUAAAUCUAUCGUAUCUUCCACGAUACUUUACGUUGGAUUAUAGCAAUAAACAGAUUUUCAAAACGCGGAAACCAUAUGAGUAUCUGCAGUUAUGCUAUUACCGGGAAGGCGACUUGGAAAAGGCCAUUUCAGCCACCUACACUGCGCUUGUAGCAAACCCUGGCGAUGACUUAAUGAAGAAAAACAUGGAAUAUUACACUCAACAGAAGGAAUUUGAUUGGGACAAAUUAAGGGAUAUGGAAGAUAAGCGUUUCUCCACUUAUUAUCAAGACGGAGUAGAUAAAUACGAACAAAAGCAAUGGAAAGAAAGUAUUGAGCUCUUGGAAAUCGCAAUGGAUACGUGGCUUCAGGAGCACGAUAAAUGCCGAGCCUUUUGCGAGAGUGAAUUUGACCAAGGAUGGUUCCCCGAUUUUACUGCUUCAGUCGCAAAUCACUAUGUGUUCACGCUGCGAUGCAAGCAAAACUGUACGAAUGAGCUUUCGUUUGUAAAUGGGAGAUUCUACGAGGACUUGUACCCGAGCAUGUUCAAUUAUUUGCAAUUUGCAUAUUACAACAUUGGUAAACUAGUAGAAGCGAGUCAAUGUGCAGCCAGCUAUCUUCUAUUCUAUCCCGAUCACGAGGAAAUGCUCAAUAACGUGGAAUAUUACAAGGAGGCAUACAAAGGCAAAUCUAAGAAGUUUUUGAAACCCAGACAAACUGCGACGAAUUUCGUACAGCGCUUCAUUUACGAAGUAGAUUUUUUGAAUUAUGUUGAACGAGAAUUUUCACAAUUAUCAAAUGAACCAUUUCGGCCUCGUCCCCAAGUGGAUAUUCUCACUGACCAUCAAAUUAUUGAUGCCGGAAAUUCGAAUUUAAUAACUGAAAAUGAAAGGAAGUGAAAAAUAAAAAAAAUGAAUUUUUAUUUAUU
Messenger RNA from Hermetia illucens (black soldier fly), 1381 nucleotides. RefSeq names its product cartilage-associated protein-like. Gene Ontology annotation, biological process: collagen fibril organization. Gene Ontology annotation, cellular component: endoplasmic reticulum. The transcript has 6 exons. Lineage: Eukaryota; Metazoa; Arthropoda; Insecta; Diptera; Stratiomyidae. The record is from RefSeq and is a predicted model, not a curated record. The coding region runs from base 36 to 1352 and encodes 438 amino acids. Gene Ontology annotation, molecular function: protein binding; collagen binding.